Messenger RNA from Centruroides sculpturatus (bark scorpion), 755 nucleotides. Its product is annotated as jerky protein homolog-like. NCBI's taxonomy places the organism in Eukaryota, Metazoa, Arthropoda, Arachnida, Scorpiones, Buthidae. The record is from RefSeq and is a predicted model, not a curated record. Gene Ontology annotation, molecular function: DNA binding. The transcript has 2 exons. Gene Ontology annotation, cellular component: nucleus. The coding region runs from base 63 to 755 and encodes 230 amino acids.
UUUAUCUAAUAAAUAUAGUGUUGUCAACGAUCUCAGAUAUAAAAAAAGAAAGUGAAAAAAUUAUGAAGUUUACUAAUAGUUUAAUGCCAGAAAAUGGAACAUCAGAGCGUAAAAUUAUGAAAAAAUCAGGAAAUGAAGAAGUUGAAAAGAGUAUGUUUAUGUGGUUCAUACAAAGACGAUCAUCUGGACAGUCAAUAUCUGGUCCAUUAUUGUAUGAAAAAGCAAUAUUUUUCGAUAGAAGAUUAAAUGGCGAUCCCACCUUCGAAGCAAGUUCAGGAUGGCUUGAAAAAUUCAAAGGACGACAUGGUAUCAAGGAACUUGAAGUUCACGGGGAAAAGCUUUCUCCUGACAUACCUUCAGCAAACACUUUCAUUGAAGAUAUUCGUGGAGAAGGAAGAUUCGACGAAAAAUUUAUUUACAAUGCUGACGAGAACGGUUUAAAUUGGAAGAAACUACCCAACAAAUCUUUACCAUCAAGGCGUGAAAAUACUGCACCAGGGUACAAAACUAGUAAAGAACGUGUCACCAUUAUGGUGUGUGCCAAUGCAGCAGGCAGACACAGACUCCCAUUGCUUGUCAUUGGAAAAUCAAAGAACCCAGAUGCUUUAAAAAUAUCGGAAGUCUUCCGGUUGAAUAUGACCAUCAGAAAUAAAGCCUGGAUAAAUGGAAAAAUUUUUAAACGAUGGUAUGAAAAGCAAUUCAUUCCAGAAAGUAAUGGUAAUGAAGAUGCUUAUUAUGACUUUCAGAGUAAAUAG